Molecule: messenger RNA, 961 nt
Organism: Dimorphilus gyrociliatus
Lineage: Eukaryota; Metazoa; Annelida; Polychaeta; Dinophilidae
Source: the annotation of a GenBank genome assembly
AGUUUUGAUAUUACUAUCUUUCAGUGAACACAGUCUAAUUGUUUAGGCUAGAAGGAAUGUUUAUAAAGAAUUUCUACCUAUUUUUCCUUGUCUACUUUUCCUAUAAAACAUGUAACGCUAACGAAUUAAGUUCAUCGACUACUACGCAAAACAUUGACCGAAUCAUUGUGAAUAGAUGUCUAAAGUUUGUAUCAAGUUUUCCCAUUUCCAAUUUAUUCUUUUGCUUCUUACCUUUGUUAUUAUGGUUUCAAUUAAAACUUCUUUACUCAUUUUAUCUGUCUAAUUAGGAUAAGGAAAUCGAAAGUUCAGUGCAAUCAAUUUUUGAACCUCUUUAAACAAGGUCUUGGUCGUGGUAAUUGCAAUAGUAACAAUCAUAAUUAUCAACUGGUAAUUAAUUUCGCUAAUCCGAUAACAAAAGAGAAUGACUUGUUACUUUGGAGUGGAUUUGGAGGGAGGUUAUGCGUUGGAUGAUUUAACUUGGUGCUCGAAUCCGGAUAAACCUGCACAAUUUGGUCGAAAUUGUACAUCAUGUACACCCUAUUAUCACUCUGCUCAAGGCUCUUAUUGGGACCAAAUUUCGCGUAGAUUGGCUAGUCUUGCUAUUGGUGAGAGAGCCCAUGUUAUAUUGAACGGUAGAAAAGAUACAGUAUUCAAUUCGGGAGGAGUGUUUGGAAGAGUAGAAAUAAGAGAACUACAAAAAUUAAACAUCAAAUUGAAAAUAAUGAUAUUCAACGCAAAAAGUAACACAGUCUGCUCAAAUGAUGAAAGCAUAAAAGCUUUGAAAGCAAUUAUGAAAAAUAAAAUUGAUGGCUGCAUUGACAAUCAAUCGGAAGUUGAAGCUAUGAUGAAAUGCCAACCGGGUUCAAGUUGUAAUCUUUAUCAACCAAAUUCAGGAGAUAUUUUAAAAUCAACUCUACUUUGGCUAAUUUUAUUUUACGUUCUAAAACUUAACUUUAAUUAA